AUGAUGAAAGGAGGCUAUAAUGAUAAAACACGAGACAAACACAUCAGGACAGGAGGCUAUAAUGAUAAAACACGAGACAAACACAUCAGGACAGGAGGCUAUAAUGAUAAAACACGAGACAAACACAUCAGAACAGGAGGCUAUAAUGAUAAAACACGAGACAAACACAUCAGGACAGGAGGCUAUAAUGAUAAAACACGAGACAAACACAUCAGGACAGGAGGCUAUAAUGAUAAAACACGAGACAAACACAUCAGGACAGAAGGCUAUAAUGAUAAAACACGAGACAAACACAUCAGAACAGGAGGCUAUAAUGAUAAAACACGAGACAAACACAUCAGGACAGGAGGCUAUAAUGAUAAAACACGAGACAAACACAUCAGAACAGGAGGCUAUAAUGAUAAAACACGAGACAAACACAUCAGGACAGGAGGCUAUAAUGAUAAAACACGAGACAAACACAUCAGGACAGGAGGCUAUAAUGAUAAAACACGAGACAAACACAUCAGGACAGGAGGCUAUAAUGAUAAAACACGAGACAAACACAUCAGGACAGGAGGCUAUAAUGAUAAAACACGAGACAAACACAUCAGAACAGGAGGCUAUAAUGAUAAAACACGAGACAAACACAUCAGGACAGGAGGCUAUAAUGAUAAAACACGAGACAAACACAUCAGAACAGGAGGCUAUAAUGAUAAAACACGAGACAAACACAUCAGGACAGGAGGCUAUAAUGAUAAACCACGAGACAAACACAUCAGAACAGGAGGCUAUAAUGAUAAAACACGAGACAAACACAUCAGGACAGGAGGCUAUAAUGAUAAAACACGAGACAAACACAUCAGGACAGGAGGCUAUAAUGAUAAAACACGAGACAAACACAUCAGGACAGAAGGCUAUAAUGAUAAAACACGAGACAAACACAUCAGGACAGGAGGCUAUAAUGAUAAACCACGAGACAAACACAUCAGAACAGGAGGCUAUAAUGAUAAAACACGAGACAAACACAUCAGAACAGGAGGCUAUAAUGAUAAAACAAAACAAGAGACAAACACACCAGGGCCAGAGACUAUAACAAUACAACGCAACAAGAGACAAACACACCAGGGCCAGAGACUAUAA
Molecule: messenger RNA, 1122 nt
Organism: Biomphalaria glabrata
Lineage: Eukaryota; Metazoa; Mollusca; Gastropoda; Planorbidae
Exons: 2
Coding region: 1-1122 (373 amino acids)
Source: RefSeq, a predicted model, not a curated record